This is a messenger RNA of Cladophialophora immunda, 1306 nucleotides long. RefSeq lists its product as uncharacterized. Bases 285 to 902 code for a protein of 205 amino acids. The record is from RefSeq and is a predicted model, not a curated record. The transcript is spliced from 5 exons. NCBI's taxonomy places the organism in Eukaryota, Fungi, Ascomycota, Eurotiomycetes, Chaetothyriales, Herpotrichiellaceae.
AGAUCAUCCAUCGUCCAUUUGAACGUCCACCACACGACCCAGCCAUUGUUUCCUUCCCACUCAAAACAACACAGCGACACCCUUAACUACGGCCGCGUUCCUCUCUCACAAAGUUAUCUCCUUUCCCAGUCCAUCCCAGUACAACCGACGUGUCCUUCCUUGACAAGAUUUUAUCAGCCAUCACAAGAGCAGGGCAAUUUUACUUACCUGGUAGGAUUGAACAAAGACCACCAACCUCAAUCGCUCGGAGGGUAUAGACCUUAGGGCAAAGGCGGGCAAGAAAGAUGUCGGUGAAUAGUAAAAGAAUCGCGAAUCCGGUCUUAUUUAUCUGCGACAUCCAGGAGAAAUUCCGCAGUGCGAUCUGGGAGUUCCCAAAGGUGAUAGCCACGAGUCAGAAGCUGGUUAAAGCAGCCAAAAUUCUCAACAUCCCCGUCUUCGUGACGACGCAGAAUGCCUCGCGCCUAGGCGCCACCGUCGCGGAGCUCACCUCGCUCCUCCCCGAGGCCACGCCCGAGGCGAUCGACAAGACGGCCUUCUCGAUGCUCGUCCCGGCCCUGCAGUCGCACCUCCGGACCCUCGCCGCGUCGCCGAGCGAGAAGCUGUCCGUCCUGCUGGUCGGCAUCGAGACGCACAUCUGCGUCACCCAGACGACCCUCGACCUGCUCGCGGCGGGCCACCGGGUGUACGUCAUCGCCGACGGCGUGUCGUCGUGCAACGCGGGCGAGAGGCCCGUCGCGCUGGCCCGGCUGGCCAGGGAGGGCGCCGUCGUCACCACCAGCGAGAGCGUGCUGUUCGAACUCGUCGGCGACGCCAAGGACGACAAGUUCAAGGCCGUCAGUGGCCUGGUCAAGGAGACCAAGGAGGACACCAGGCAGGCUGUGGAGACGUUUUGUCGCUUGUAGUCUGGCAAGCGGGAUUGGGGACAUGGAUGGACUGAGAUGAUAGAACCGGGAAGAGGAAGCAGAAUGUCGCCGGCUUGGAGCAAUAGAAGAGGAGACUCUGAGAAGGAGAAUGCUGGAACUCCAGAAACAAAGGGGGGAAGACAAAUCACUGCUUGCAGUCUUAGCACUCAACGCAAGGAAAAGGGGUGAAUGGAUGCGGACUACUCAAUCUUCCAGCUCCUACGGCGAGAGGGAAUCCUGCUGCUCGACCAAGAUUUGUUGUAUACCUCUAUGCUUUUGCGGACAAGAGCACCAUGUGCGGUCCGAACGAACUGGGAAAGCAAGCAAAGAGCAAGAGUUGAAAGAUCGUCCGUUUUAUAACUCGCAAGCUUCCGCUGAAAACAAACACGAAGUCAAGACCCAGA